This is a messenger RNA of Vairimorpha ceranae, 384 nucleotides long. RefSeq lists its product as hypothetical. Lineage: Eukaryota; Fungi; Microsporidia; Nosematidae. The transcript has a single exon. The record is from RefSeq and is a predicted model, not a curated record. Bases 1 to 384 code for a protein of 127 amino acids.
AUGUAUAACUCAACAAAUAAUGAAUCGAUUAGUACUACAGAAUCUGGUGUAAGUAAUUUAAAUAAUUUUUAUAAUGCAAAAAGAAAAAAUAAAUGUGAUCAAACUUUAAAAGGCAAUAGUAACACAAGGAAAUUUUUGAAACGAAAAAACAUUAAGCUAAGAAAUAUUAUUAAAAAUUCUGUAGAUUUAAAAAAAGAAUUACAAUCUAAAGAUACACAAAUCACUGUCUUGGAUAGCCCCAUUUUUGAUGCAACAAAUUUUCAGCUUUUUAAAGAUAAGCAUAAUGAAACUCUUGAAAAUCCGGUUCGUAAAAAGCUUAAAUUAGGCAAUAAUAGUAAGUGCAUAACUUCUGAGAAUGCAAGACAUCAAGUAACUUUUAAAUAA